Saitoella complicata NRRL Y-17804 is the source of this 1092-nucleotide messenger RNA. Its product is annotated as Clavaminate synthase-like protein. The record is from RefSeq and is a predicted model, not a curated record. The transcript is spliced from 2 exons. Lineage: Eukaryota; Fungi; Ascomycota; Saitoellomycetes; Saitoellales; Saitoellaceae. Bases 1 to 1092 code for a protein of 363 amino acids.
AUGACCAUUGAAGCCCUCCCCACCAUCCAUCUCGCGUCCUACCGCCUCGACCCAACCUCCACCCAGGGACUGGCUGAAUGUGAGAAGCUCUACGCUGCGCUGAAGACAUACUCCGCCUGUAUCAUCAAGGAUGAUCGCGUCAACCCUUCCGACAAUGAUGCAUUCCUGAACAUGUUGCAGGAAUACAGCGAACAGCCUGAUGCCGUGAAAGCACAAGAUGCACGACCAGAGUUGUCGUUUCAGUGUGGAGCGACGCCCGCGGGCACGGAGGUAUCGCGGUGUUCGAGUAAGGGAGUCAAAGCGAACCAGAAGUGCGAGACUGCUAUCAAUGCUCUCGACCCCUCCGAACGCCCCCUCCAACAAACCGGCCCAGACCCCAAAUGGCGCUACAUGUGGCGAAUGGGCACCCCGUCCUUCUCCAAAUUCGCAACCCUAAACUCUGGGCACAUCAUCCCUGCUGCAUUUCCCGAAUGGGAACAAACCAUGAACGCAUGGGGCUCCGCACUCCACUCCGCCGUAUCCACCGUCGCGGAGAUGAUCGGCGACGCAAUGAUGGGCUCCGGAAAGGGUGCUGAGAAACUGCGGAGUAUCACUCAGCACGGGCCGCAUUUGUUGGCGCCCACGAUGGUCGACUUAGAUAGACAUGGGGAGGAGAGCGCGGUCUACGCUGGCUUCCACCAAGACAUUUCCCUUCUUACUAUUCACGGGAAAUCCCGAUUCCCUGGUCUGUACAUCUGGGUCGACGGCAAACGCGUCGCAGUUCGCGUACCGGAUGGUAUGCUGCUUCUCCAAGCCGGAAUGCAACUCGAACGCAUCUCAGCCGGGGAGAUCCGUGCGGGCUGGCACGAAGUGGCAUGCACAACCUCCACGCUCGAGGCAGUAAGGAAGGCGAAGGAAGAUGGGAGGAGUGUGCAUAGGGUUAGUAGUACGUUGUUUUUUCAUGUGGAGAGUGAUGAGUGGUUGGAGGAUUUGAAUGAGAGGGCGGGGGCAGAGAAGAGGGAGGGGUUUGAGAGGAUGUUGGCGGGGGAGUUUGUUGCGGCUGAGUUGUCCGAUAUUGGGUUGUCGAAGGCCGAGGCUGAGAUUGUUUCGUGA